AGAAAGGAAAAACAAACACUCAAUGACGAAAGUAGGGAGGAGCAAAGCUUUGAAAGUUUCCCCACUGAGCUAUUCAUUCAACGAAUGAGUUUUUGGGGGCUGGCUAACGUUAAGUGCUUUCGAAACGAACGUACUGAACAUUUUCACCGAUUUUCUGCGCACUCGCCUCUGACCUUUCACUGUUACAUGUAACACUCAAUUCACUGAUACUUUCGGUUGGCAGGCCCGUCAAGCGAUUUCAACGCAAGCCGAGCUGCUUCAUAUUUAAACGUAUCAGCCACAAUCGGUCACCAGUCACAUACCUGACGUUCUCUCAUACGCAUCUAUCUCACGAGGAAAAUAAGAUUAAUUAUGGAUGUAAAUUCGACUCUGUUAAGACUUCAUAAGAGAUUACAAGAAAAGAGGAUGAGAAGAAGAUUGAAGAGAUGUAAAGAUUCUCCGAUGUCUGAUAUAUUCAGAUCUCCAAUCACGCCUCCUUCUUGCGUGAAACUUCCUCCUCAUGAACUGUCUGCCUAUCUCUCUGAUUCUCAAUAUUCUAUAACACCUGAGCCAUCUCCAAAGACUCCUAAGUCUAUUGGAAUUCGACGUACCUAUACAGUCUCAUCGGAAGUUGGUCCUAUACCUUUUAAAGCAUUCGAAGAUGAGAAAAAGCCUGGUAGCAACUCGUUCUUAGCCUUAUUCCGCCAUAAAAUGAGAAGUCGCCGAAAUCCAUCAGGAAGCGAUGUUAGCUUCAGUACAACUAGGACUUCUACAACGACAACAGUCCUGGACAACUCAUCAGUAUUAGGUGACUUUAAAAAUGAUAAAGAAAAGAAAAAAGGCAUAUUAAGAAAGCUUCGAAGAGUAGGUCGACAAUUACGCAAAGCGUCUUCCACAAGGCAUUCGACGCCUAAAAAAUCUAACGAAGAAAAUGUUGUAUACCUUGGAGUAGUUUAGUAAGAUUGUUAAUUUUUUUAUACUUUUUUUAUUGUUUGUUAAUUGCUUUUUACUGCCAAUGAAAU
This is a messenger RNA of Dimorphilus gyrociliatus, 1001 nucleotides long. The record is from the annotation of a GenBank genome assembly. Lineage: Eukaryota; Metazoa; Annelida; Polychaeta; Dinophilidae.